Molecule: messenger RNA, 351 nt
Organism: Penicillium arizonense
Lineage: Eukaryota; Fungi; Ascomycota; Eurotiomycetes; Eurotiales; Aspergillaceae
Exons: 1
Coding region: 1-351 (116 amino acids)
Source: RefSeq, a predicted model, not a curated record
AUGGCUCACCGCGUGGUGUACUCGAGUCACAGGGUUGCGCUCGAAGCAGUCGAUCUGGCCAAUGUGAUUAGACCCCGUCGUCGGGGGAACCAGGACGCCAAAGACGCCGAAGAAAGGCCGUUGGUUGACAUUGCACCGUCUGUACUACGGGAUAUCUACGCUAGUGCAUGUGAUUGGGUUUGUUUGCAUGAUGAAGACCCCUCAAAGCUACAGACUUCGCAUACGUCAGCAAAUCCCAAACUCGAAAUCCCUGUCCAAACUUCGGGGGAAGAGACCAAGAGACGAAGAGCCGAUCUCGCCGAAAUUGGAAAAGACGCUUCGGGAUACCGUGGCCGCAGCUUCAUCCCAUAG